Engraulis encrasicolus (European anchovy) is the source of this 3161-nucleotide messenger RNA. It is a transcript of the gene ythdf3, whose product is annotated as YTH N6-methyladenosine RNA binding protein F3. The transcript has 6 exons. Gene Ontology annotation, cellular component: cytoplasm. The coding region runs from base 291 to 2438 and encodes 715 amino acids. Gene Ontology annotation, molecular function: N6-methyladenosine-containing RNA reader activity; mRNA binding. Gene Ontology annotation, biological process: mRNA destabilization. Lineage: Eukaryota; Metazoa; Chordata; Actinopteri; Clupeiformes; Engraulidae. The record is from RefSeq and is a predicted model, not a curated record.
GUGGAUAGUGUACUGGGGAUAUUCUAAUCAGUCAUUAGCAAGAAACAGAGUGCAUGUUUUAGAGUAAAGCAAGUCGUAGCUGGGGAUGAGCUUUUAAUCUUUAGCGACAUAAAUUGCACCUCUGUUGUCCAAGACGUACGUGUAAACAUUUUAACGACAAGGAAAACACCACCUACAAAUACAGACAGAUUGAAUAUCCGAGACGAGAGGAAAAUAUCAGGGAGCAGUGGUGGCUGUGAUAGACCGCGAACACACCGUAAGAAUCAGGUUAUAGGUCGGGCUCCUAGAGGAUGUCUGCAACCACUGUGGAUCAGAGACCAAAAGGACAAGGCAAUAAAGUGCAAAACGGUUCGAUGCAUCAGAAAGAUACUGUGAAUGAUGACGACUUUGAGCCAUACUUAAGCAACCAGACAAAUCAGAGCAACAGUUACCCCCCCAUGUCGGACCCCUACAUGCCCAGCUACUACGCCCCCUCCAUCGGCUUCCCGUACUCGCUGGGGGAGGCGGCCUGGUCGACGGCGGGCGACCCCCCCGUGCCGUACCUCGCCGCCUACGGCCAGAUGAGCAACGGCGAGCACCACCACUUCCUGCCGGACGGCUCGGUGUUCGGGCAGCCCCCCGGCGCCGCGCUGGGCAACACGCCGCCCUUCCUGGGCCAGCAGCCGGCCGGCUUCAACUUCUUCCCGCCCAGCAACGCCGACUUCUCCACCUGGGCCACGAGCGGCGCCUCGCAGGGCCCGUCCACACAGAGCUCGGUCUACAGCAACAGCUACGGCUACGCGCCCACCAGCUCCCUCGGACGCGCCAUCGCCGACGCUGGGCAGGCGGGUUUCGGGGGCAGCGGUGGAGGUGGUGGCAACGGUAGUGACUCGCAGCUCAACAAGCUGCCCGGCCUGGGCGGGGGCAUGGGCGUGGGUGUCGGGGGCAUGGGCAUCGAGCCGGGCAUGGCGGCGCUGAAGCUGGGCUCGGACGUGGUGGCGGCGGCCACUAAGACGGUGGGCUCGCCGCUGGCCGGCUCGGUGGGCAUGAGCAGCAUGGUGGCGGUCACCGGGGUCACCGGCGGCACGCUGCCCUCCUCCGUCUCCGUCAGCUCCCUCUCGGCGGCGCCCAAGCCCACCUCGUGGGCCGCCGUGGCCCGCAAGCCCGCCAAGCCGCCCCAGCAGCAGCCCAAAGUGAAGCCCAAGGGGCCGGGGGGCAUGGUGCUGGGGGGCAUGGGGGCGGGCAUGGGGGGGAUGGGGAUAGGCAACGUCAACGUCAACGUCAACGUCAACGUCCCCUGGCCGCCCAUCAAGCAUAACAUGAAUAUCGGCACCUGGGACGACAAGGGCUCACUCCCCAAGCCCCCCCCUCCCCACAACCAUAACCAUAACCAGGCCCUGGCUCAGCAGAUGCUGCCCCCCCCUCCACAGACUCUGGUGCAGCAGCAGCAUCUCCUAGCCCAACUGCAGAGCCCCCUGCCCCCCCACCAUCAGCAUCAGCACCAGCCCCAACACCAACAUCAACACCAACACCAACAUCAACACCAACAUCAACAGCUGCAGCUGCAGUCACCCCAACCCCCCCAGCAUGGCCACCCCCACCCCCACCCCCACCCCCAGCAGCUGCACCAGCACCAGCAGCAGCAUCCGCAUCAGCACCAACAACCUCCCCUGUUGCCUCCCCAUCAGCAGCCGAGCGGCCCCCCGCCCCAGCAGAACCGCUGGGUGGCGCCCAGGAACCGUGGCGCGGGGGCCGGGGGCGGCUUCGGACAGGGCGGCAUGGAGAGCUUCGGCAUGGGCCCCGGCGGCGUGGGCAUGGGCCCUGGCGGCGCACCCGGUGGCGGGAUGUGUGAACCGCACCCGGUCCUGGAGAAGCUGCGCGCGCUCAACAACUACAACCCCAAAGACUUCGAGUGGAACCUGCGGACGGGCCGCGUGUUCAUCAUCAAGAGCUACUCGGAGGACGACAUCCACCGCUCCAUCAAGUACAACAUCUGGUGCAGCACGGAGCACGGCAACAAGCGCCUGGACGCCGCCUUCCGCUCGCUGGGCGCCGCCACCCCCGCCGCCGCCAAGGGCCCGCUCUACCUGCUCUUCAGCGUCAACGGCAGCGGGCACUUCUGCGGCGUGGCCGAGAUGCGUUCACCCGUGGACUACAACGCCUACGCCGGCGUCUGGUCUCAGGACAAGUGGAAGGGCAAGUUCGAGGUCAAGUGGGCGUUCGUCAAGGACGUGCCCAACAGCCAGCUGCGCCACAUCCGGCUGGAGAACAACGACAACAAGCCGGUGACCAACUCGCGGGACACGCAGGAGGUGCCUCUGGAGAAGGCCAAGCAGGUGCUGAAGAUCAUCGCCGCGUUCAAGCACACCACCUCCAUCUUCGACGACUUUGCACAUUACGAGAAGAGGCAGGAGGAGGAGGACGCCAUGAGGAGGGAGCGGAAUAGAAAUAAACAAUAACUUCACCAAGAGACAGCCUGCGCUAGAGACGGCGACGCUAAUGGCGUAGAACAGAACAGAACCGAAUCUUAAGACUCUUGCCUAACCACCAUGGGGAAGACGCAACAGGAAGAGGCUUUUCCACGCCCUCCCUCUUCUCUUCUCUUCUCUUCUCUUCUCUCUCUCUCUCUCUCUCUCCUGAAGACUUGUGUAGGAGAACAAACACUUUAACACUACGCUGGACUUGUGUGUGUGCGUGUCUGUGUGCGUGUGUGUGUGUGUGCGUGUGUGUGUGUGCGUGUGCGCGUGCGCGUGCGCGUGUGCGUUUGUGUGUGAGUCGAGCUCUUUGUUAUGUCUGCUCCCCUGCACUCGAGAGUCACGUGAUUGAGAAUGAAUGAAAAGAAAGAAGUUUGGUCACUUCAACUGUAUCCUGAAGCACUUUGCCACUUCCCCAAGGCUGACACCGCCAUCUUGAAAAGCCACCCUCACACUUCUGUUUCAGUAGGCCCCCUGGUGAACUAUAAGUAACCAUGACGAUUGGUUCAGGAGAUUCUUUUGUAAUUGACUGUUUUGUUCUCUCUUUUUUUCACUCUUAUGUUUUUUUUUUCUUUUAUUUGUUCUUUUUUUGUGGUUGGUACUUCUCUAAUCAUCAAAAAUUGUAAGGGCUCGGAGAAGAUUGACAAUAGUAUUAUUAUGCACCACGUAACAGGAAUGCAACGACAGAAACAGAAACUUGAAGGUGCG